AUGGAGUCAUGUAGCGUUGCCAGGAUAAUGAGCUUAGGGAAGCUUGCUAUACACAGGACGUAUUUGUGCAACCGAAUCUUCAGAAAUUUGCCAAAGCUGCUAGGCUUCACUCCCAGCUCACUGAAGAAGUUCUGCAAAGUUGAACAUGUUGAGCUACAACUGACCAAGAAGGCUACACUGGGCACAUUGCCGGAGCUGCCUCCGGACAUCUUGAUGGGUAUCUUUGCCACCCUUGAGAUCCCUGACCUCGUGCGUGCCGGCUCUGUCUGCUCCUCCUGGCGCUCCGCAUACACAAGCCUAUGGAACCUUGGGCAGUACAAUCUCCAGCAGACCCCAUGCCUCCUCUAUAAUAUACUCCUGUACACUUCCGAAUCCAUCGGUGAGAGUGUUGCGUGCCUCUACAGCCACGCAGAGAAGAGGUCGUACAAGUUAACUCUCCCGGAGCCGCCUAUACGCACUAGGUGUUUGAUCGGGUCCUCACAUGGCUGGCUGGUAACUGUUGAUGACAGAUCUGAGAUGCACCUCGUCAAUCCCAUCACAUGUGAACAGAUUGCUCUCCCAUCAGUGAUCACCAUCGAGCAGGUGAACCCCAUAGUUGAUGAGUAUGGUGCUCUCCACAAGUAUGAAUUCUCAUGGCACACUGGAGCCUGUGGUGUUUAUAGCUCGCCAUCAAUCUUCGCUCUUGACAAGCUGCGGCAUGAACUCCACUAUAAAGCGUUUGUUUUCCCUGAUACAUCCACUGGAAGCUACAUUGUCGUGCUCAUCCAUAAUCCAAUGCGUCAGCUCUCUUUUGCAAGGGUUGGGGAUGAUAAGUGGACCUGGUUGCCACCUUAUGAUGACUAUAAGGACUGUACUUACAAGGAUGGCUUGUUGUAUGCUGCAUGCACUUACAAGGGAGAACUUCACACCUUUGAUCUUAGUGGCCCUGUGGUCACAAGGAAGACGAUUAUAAGCAUACCCAGGGAGUAUGAAUGUGAGUACAUGUACGUUGUUCAAGCUCCAUGGGGUGGUCUGCUACUUAUAUGGAGGAUCUUUGAGGAUCAUAAUGUAGAACCUGAACCUGGGGCAUCUGUGUUUUGGAACACUACGGAAUAUAGAAUAUAUGAAUUUGACGCUGAAAGAAGUGAACUUAAGGAAAUCAAUUGCUUGCGUGACCAUGUGUUGUUUCUUGGGCAUAAUCAAUCACUUUGUCUUGGUGCUGAAGAAUAUCCAUGUCUCAGGGCAAAUCAUGCCUACUUCACCGAUGAUAAUUCUUUAUGGACAUGUGGAUUGCCGAAUGAUCACCGUGAUAUGGGAGUUCUUAACUUGGAUGAUAACAGCAGGGAGGACCUUGUGUCUCCGCAGCUUUGGUCAAACUUUCCGGCUCCAAUGUGGAUUACACCUGAUCUUCGAAAGAUGAACUUGGCUUCAGAGGGAGAUUGA
Triticum aestivum (bread wheat) is the source of this 1422-nucleotide messenger RNA. RefSeq lists its product as uncharacterized. Bases 1 to 1422 code for a protein of 473 amino acids. The record is from RefSeq and is a predicted model, not a curated record. The transcript has 2 exons. Gene Ontology annotation, molecular function: protein binding. Lineage: Eukaryota; Viridiplantae; Streptophyta; Magnoliopsida; Poales; Poaceae.